This is a messenger RNA of Mus musculus (house mouse), 13992 nucleotides long. RefSeq names its product dynein, axonemal, heavy chain 14 (gene Dnah14). Lineage: Eukaryota; Metazoa; Chordata; Mammalia; Rodentia; Muridae. The transcript has 87 exons. Gene Ontology annotation, biological process: microtubule-based process; microtubule-based movement. The record is from RefSeq and is marked validated. The coding region runs from base 171 to 13970 and encodes 4599 amino acids. Gene Ontology annotation, molecular function: ATP binding; dynein light intermediate chain binding; minus-end-directed microtubule motor activity. Gene Ontology annotation, cellular component: dynein complex; motile cilium; cytoskeleton.
GCGCUUGACCGUUACUGAGUUGGGGCUGGGGCAGUAGUCUCUAAACUUGUGCCUGUGUAUGCUCCUGGACUAUGCAGUGCUGAGGCAGGAAAAGGAAGAAGGGGAGGAGGAGACCUUGACUGCCACAGCAUACCAGAGUCCGUCACUUCACAGUCUCACACGGAAACCAGAUGGAGACAUUUAUACCCAUCGACCUGACAGUUCAGAAGCCGAAUGUGAACAGAAAGGAUCACAAGUCAAGAAGAAGACGUUCAAUACAUAAAGGCCGACAGUGCAUACAUGGCAGAUCAGCUAUGGCUGUGGGGAAGAAAAUACCCUCCGAGUCCUCAAGUUCAGAGGGGACGGAAGAUGACCAAGAUUACCGUCCAGGUUAUCUUGAACAAAAGUUCAGUCCACAAUGUGUAGGGGUUUCAAAACCAUUUUUCCCCGAUAUAAGGAAUGCAAAAGUGAAGCCGGAGCAGACUGCCCAUACAACCAGGAAGAGGUCCCGAAUUCAGCCGUAUGACAGAGCAGAACCAGAAGAGGCUGACGCCAUAAAACAUAUUUUUAGGCUUAGAGAAAAGCUUGGAUGGGAAACUCCAUCAUUUCUUCGCUCUCUGAAGUACCACCCUAAGACUGUGCUUCCAAGGUGCAGCCUAAAGGAAUGCUUGAAAGAUGAUGGUGAAUUCAUAUACUGCCUUCCUAUGGAGAACGACAGAGGCAUGUUCAAUGAGUAUGACCUCCAAGCAGUCUCUGCCCACAGAGCGAAAAGCUGCAAAGAGUUUUGGAUGGUCACUGCUUCAUUUGUCUCGAAGAUCACUAAAACAGGCCUCAACAUGGAGGAUGUGGAGCUUAUGCCUACGAUGGACUGGCUCUAUGAAAGACAUUACUUCUACUUACUGCAGAAGUUUAAGAUAUUUUACAACUUCCGGCUAAAUAAAGCCUUUGUUACUUGGAAACUGAAUGUUAAAAGACGUAAGACAGAGACUAGCAGAUCAUACCUGUACAACCAUCUUUUUUGUGCUGAUGAGUUAUUUCAAACUUCUUUGCUUUAUGUGAGAGGACUCUGUGAAGAUGCCCUCACUCUCAAAAAGAAAAAUAAAGACAAUUCGUCCACCAUCUGCCUUAUCAAGGUGGACACUUCCCGAACACACGUUCUGGAAAAGUUUUGUGAAGAGCAGUUACAGCAAGCCACCCAGGCGGUGGCACAACUCGAGGAGAUCAGGAGUAAAGCAAUUGUAGAGAUAAAGAAGUCAGCCUUAAAGGUUGCAGAAAAGAAAAAUGUUAAGGAAUACUUUGAGUCAAAACCGUCUGAAAUCAACACAACACAUUUUAAGCUGCCCCAGUAUCGAAAUCUAUUAGAAACCAAUCUGAGGUUUUUAAAGCUGAUUGACUACCUGUUUCAAGAACUCAUUCGCCAGCUCAUGAACUCUGCCCUCACCCAACUUCUGGAUCUCUUCACUGGUUCUGCUAGGAUGCCAUUUUCAAAGGAAAAAAAGAAUGAAAGUCUCAUGAGGACAUUUAGAGACAGGAAGAUCUUUUCUAGGAAGGAAUCAGACGAUGAUGAAUUUGUUCUUUCAAGUUUAACUGCUCCUUCUUUUCAAAGCUCACAACCAAAACUAGACACCGAUGUUAAAGAGACUUUUAACAGUCAUCGUGUGGCAAUGGAUUUGAAGAAAACCUAUGCUCCAAUAUUUGAGAUCAGCCUCUGUCUGAGACUUCCCACUAUGAAUGACUCUCCAGAGGACCUGGAAGGGAAUAAUCAGAAGUCUGAGAACUGUGAAGAGUCUCUGGUGUGUGAUGAGGAGGAACUGGAGAACCGAAAAAGAACUUCAAGUGAAGCCAUGCUCAGCCAGUACAACCAGCCGAGCAAGUUUGGCACCCUCCUGAAACGCAUCCUUUCAGACUCAGGACUCCAGCUUGAGUCUGAUCAAGAACGCUUCUAUAAUAAAUUUUUUGAAUUCCCAACAAACCUCUUUAUGGAACCCAACAGACUGGACUUUUCGACACAAUUCCAAAAUAUGAUAGCAACUAUAGAAAAGUAUGUCACCACAAUCAUCCCUUUGCACCAAGAUCCUCGCCUGUCUAUCCUUGUUGAUUUGGUUUCAGUUCCGGAUUUAUCUAAUGAGACAAAAACAAAAAGUGUAGUCAAAUAUAAGAAGCAGACCCGAUGGCCAGAUUUCUAUAUCCUCUUUGACACAGACACUGACUACCAGAACAAAAUUGUGACUCUGCUGACUAUUAUUGGUAAUUCAGUGGGCUUGGUUAGCGACUACAGCUGCAGGUUUCUGAAAUAUUGUUACAUAGUAGAAAAGGCCAAAGUCAUGACUACAAAACUGCCAUUCAUGACGAACUUGACAUCCAUCGAGUUUAAAAGAAUAAUACAUAAAUUCAGAAGCUACCUAAAGCAAAUCGUGACCAUGACUAUUGAGAUACGUAUUGGAAUUUUUUAUGUGAAUAGUCUGGAUUAUCAAUUAGCAUGCUUACCAUAUGUUGAUGGCAUCAUACAAAUGAGCUACAACCUGUUACAAUGUACCAUUGAGGAAAAAAGUGCAAAUCUAUUAGAAACUUUAGACUCGUUGCUGCACCAACUGGACACUGAGCCCGUGGAACUGGAAGAAUUUGUGGAGCAUUUGAAUUUUUUGGAUGACAUUUUCUCGAGCUUGACUGAAAUAGAAAAGGAUUUCUGCACAAUUUCUGAGCUGUAUUCCAUUGUGAGGCAUUACCAGAUCAAUGUGUCAGAAGAGCAGAUCGCCAUCUACAAAAUCAUCUUCAUGAAGUUCAAUCAUCUAAAAACAUCCAUGAAGUUUGUCGCCAUGAAUAGAGAAACCAGUCUCACUAAAUUCAAGAACGGUUUGGAAGCAUAUAUUGUCAGCCUACGAGUGGAUGUCAGUAACUUAAAAGAUAAGAUAAGAACUCCUCUCCUGCUGGCCGCCAGUACUCCAAUACCAAAAGCCAAGGAAAUCGUGCAGUCUCUCGAAGCAGAAGCUGAAAGCUUGACUCUAAAAGUGAAAACCUACUCAAACUACCAGAACUACUAUGAUCAAGCCUAUUUCCGUAUGAAUGCUAUCAACACGAACGAGAUGAGUCAUAUAGUGUUGUCAGAAAUCUCCGAAAUUGAGUGUGACCUGAUGCUGAGGAAAUUAUUAUGGGAAGCGCAAGAAGAGUGGGGGAAAUAUUUCUGGGAAUGGAGGAACUGUACUCUCCAAAGCAUUGAUAUCGAUUUAGUGAAGAACAACGUCUCCAAGUGGCUGCAUAUAAUCAUUGUACUGGAAAAAGGCUUACCUAAGAACGAUAUGGUACCCCUGCUCAAACAGUCAGUGUUAGACUUCAGACAAGAGCUGCCAAUCAUCACAGCCCUGGGAAACGCCUGCCUCAAGGCUCGACACUGGGAGACUCUGCAAGGCAUCACUGGAAGGUCAACCUCUCUCAAUAAAAACCUCUCCAUAGAGAAGCUUCUAGCUCUCAAGCUGUUUCCAUAUGAACGGAAAAUAAAUGAAAUAUCAAUCUCGGCAACUAACGAAGCUGCUCUUGAAAAAAUGCUGUUUAAGAUCAUCGAUCUCUGGAACACGACUCCCUUGCACCUGGUCCCUCAUCUCACAGAGGGCCGUUCCAUCCUCAUCAUCUCCUCCACUGACGACUUGAUAACCCAGCUGGAAGACUCCCAGGCCAUCCUUGCAUCAAUCAAAGGAUCGUCCUACCUCAGGCCAAUUAAGCAACUUGUGAUUAAAUGGAAUCAAAACUUAACCCUCUUCUCUCAGACCAUUGACGAAUGGGUGACCUGUCAAAGAACUUGGCUUUCUCUUGAACCAAUCUUUCAGUCUUUAGAAAUACAAAAACAGCUUGCAGCGGAAGCCAAACUCUUCUCCCAGGUGCUCGUCAUGUGGAAAGAAAUAAUGUCUCGGGUACUGAACAAGCUCAACGCCCUACAUAUAACCAUCAGCACGGGGAUUCUCGGCGUUCUGAAGAGUUGCAACAGCCAUCUUGAAAGCAUAAAGAAGAGUCUUGAGGAAUACCUUGAACUUAAAAGAAUGAGUUUCCCGCGAUUUUUCUUCCUCAGCAACGAUGAACUUCUUGAUAUUCUAGCUAACAGCAAAAAUCCCGAAUCCGUGCAGCCUCAUCUUGUGAAAUGUUUUGAAAACAUCAGACGCAUUCUACUGUGGAAACAGGACGUCGGCCCUCCCUCAGUGAAGAUGCUCAUCUCUGCCGAAGGGGAAGGCCUGGUGAUGCCCAAGAAAAUCCGUGUAAGAGCUUCUGUAGAACAGUGGAUGGUAAAUGUAGAGAAAAGCAUGUUUGAUGUGCUGAAGAAAUUUAUAAUUCAAGGUAUUGAAGACUGGAAAUACCAUACUUUUUCCGACUGGGUCAUGUCACAUCCCGGGCAAGUGGUCAUCACUGUGAUCCAGAUUAUGUUUUAUAAUGACUGUUUGAAAGGUUUUAUGAGUUAUAAUCCAAGAGAAAUUCUAGAGGCAGUCCAAGCCCGUUUGCUGCGUCAUCUGGAAGAUAUUGCGGUGCUGGUCACACUGAAUACUAGCAACCAGCGCACGAAAACCAUGCUGGCAGCAACACUGAUCAUCUGUGUCCACUGCAGAGACAUCAUGUCGGAUGUGCUAGUUAAGAAGAUCUUCAGCAUCCAGGACUUUGAGUGGACCAGACAUUUGCGGUAUAAAUGGAAUGGGAAGCAGAAACUGUGUUACGUUCUUCAAGCAAACACCAGCUUUGUUUAUGGCUAUGAGUACUUGGGUUGUGCUCCGAGGCUGGUCAUCACUCCCCUCACAGAAAGAUGCUGGCUCUCUCUCUCUGAGGCACUGUACUUCAACCUGGGAGGCUGCACUGCUGGGCCUGCAGGUACAGGAAAAACUGAGACUGUUAAGGACCUAGCAAAAAGCUUUGGUAAACAUUGUGUGGUCUUCAACUGUUUUGAAGAUUUGGAUUAUAAGAUCAUUGGGAAAUUAUUUUUUGGAUUGGUGCAGUCUGGAGCUUGGUGCUGUUUUGAUGAAUUCAACCGAAUCAGUAUAGAAGUCCUCUCAGUCAUUGCCUCGCAGAUCCUGGCAAUCAAGAUUGCCAAAAGCAGCUAUUCUGUCAGGUUCGUACUGGAUGGUAGAGAAAUACGGAUCAAUAUGUCGUGUGCAGUGCUUAUCACCAUCAAUCCUGGAACUACAGGUCGGGUUGAAAUCCCAGAUAACUUAAAAUAUCUGUUCCGCUUAGUGUCGAUAAUGGUGCCCCACUAUAAAAUGAUCACUGAAGUAAUUCUGUUUUCAUAUGGCUUCAAAUCUUCACGAUCACUGUCUGGAAAGAUAGUUCACCUUUAUGAUUUAGCUGACAAGCAGCUCUCAAAACAGGAACAUUAUGAUUUUGGCUUGAGGACCUUGAAGACAGUUCUAAUAAUGACAGAAAAGAAGAUACUGGAGCAUAAAUGUGGUAGGGGCGAGCACCUCUCUGAGUUAGACGAGUCCCUCAUCCUCAUCGAGGCCAUCCGAGAAGCCAGUUUGUCCAAGCUCCUUCCGGAAGAUGUCCUACCUUUUGAAAAGAUCAUAGAAGAUGUUUUUCCUAGAAUAACGGUUUCAAAAAUAAAUCACCUUACCUUGGAGAAAGCAAUAUCUACUGCAACAGAACAAUUAGGCUUUCAACAUUGGCCAUCUCAGAAAGAAAAGAUCAUACAGUUUUAUCAGCAGCUUCAGGUUUGUGUUGGCGUGAUUCUAGUGGGCCCAACAGGAGGAGGAAAGACGACAGUCCGGAAAAUUUUAGAGAAAGCAUUGGUAACACUUCCGGUUACUUCUGCCAUGCUUAUGAAAGAAAGGCAAUCUGACUCAAAGUCUACAGGGAAAAAAGGAAAAGUCGAUGUUUGUGUUUUGAAUCCAAAAUGUAUCACUCUCAGUGAACUGUAUGGACAGCUGAACAUUAACACCAUGGAAUGGAACGAUGGGUUACUAUCGGCAGCAAUUCGAAAUUAUGUCCAUAUGAACACUGCAGAUUACUCUAAGAUAGACAAUGAUUUUGAAAUGUCAGGAAUCACAGACUUAUCUAAUAUUUUCCAAGUUGGUUUCUCUACGAUAGCGGAUAUGGAUAACAACAUUUUUAUGGGUGAACUAGAGAAAAGUUUUAAAACUCCAGAAAUUCAUGAUUUUGAUUGGCAAUGGAUUGUUUUAGAUGGCCCAAUUGACAGCCUAUGGAUAGAAAAUCUAAACACUGUGCUUGAUGAAACUAGAACACUGUGCCUGGCAAACAGCGAAAGGAUUAGCCUGACUAACAAGAUCAGAAUUGUUUUUGAGGCAGACUCUCUCUUUGACGCCACCCCCUCUGUCAUCACCCGGUGUGCUAUGGUGUACAUGGACCCUGUUGAUCUGGGAUGGGAGCCUUACAUGAAGUCAUGGCUUCUAAAAAGUUCAAAAAGUAUAAGUCAACAAGGAAUUCAGUGUCUUGAAAUGAUGAUUAAUAGAAGUGUUACAAAAGGGAUGAAAUUUCUGAAAAAGCAUAGAAAGUUUCUACCAUAUCCCAUACAGGACGUGACAGUCGUCAUUACUCUGUGCAGGAUUCUAGAUGCCUUUUUUGAAUUCAUGCAUAUAAAACAAGGAACUCCAAAAAGUCAUGAAGCAAUGGACAGUGAGUCCCCUACAGAGACAAAGGUGAAAGUGAAGUUCAAGGAGGAAACGAGCCACCACAAGGAUGAGGGGUCAUGGUUCCUUGAGAGAAACCCUGAGAAGCUUCCAAUGAUGAUCCAAAAGAUCUUUGUUUUUGCAUUCACAUGGGCAUUUGGAGGGAUUUUAAAGCGUGAAGACCAACAUGAAGAAGACAUACUGUUCCGUAAAAGCUUUGAACAUGACUCCCUUGCAGAAGUAAACUACAAUUUUGACAUCUUUGUCCGUGAAGUAUUUGAAGAUGAUUCAGAAAGAGACACUGGCAUCAGCUUACCUGGUAGCGAGCGGUCUGUAUUUGGGUAUUUUGUGGACGUACAGCAAUGCGAGUUUAUGCCUUGGUCAGAUUUAGUUCCUACUGCUCACACCCUAAUUCAAAAAGAGACGUCGCUGCUGACUGACUUCCAGGGAUCUAGUGAGAACGUGCUGAGGAUGAACGAGUAUGGGGAGUGCGUGAACUACAUGGCUACGAGAGACACCAUCUGCCUCUCUUUCCUCAUGAGCCUUUUCCUCAGGAACUCCUACCCUGUACUUCUCACGGGCGACUGUGGUGUUGGGAAGAGUGUGGCCAUCAACAAGAUGCUUGAGAAGCUCGAAGGCCGAGGAACACUCAAUAUCAAAUAUGGGUCAAUUUUAGGAAAAGUCCUGUUACAUAAUGAUAUUAAAAGAUCAAGCCUCAGGCAGAAUAUCAACAUCUUGAUUGGUGAUCCCACCAAAAUAAUUGGAGCAGGCCUUGAGCAGAGUGCAAAGAAAGAAGAGGCUAAAGCUAAUGACAGCACUGUUAUAAAUGAUAAAGGAAUUAUAGUCUCCACAAUAAAUUUUACCAGCACCAUGACAGCCGCCAAAACCAAGGAGCUGCUUCUGCGGAAGUUAGUAAGAAGAACCAAAGACAUUCUGGGAGCACCAAAGAACAACAGAAUUGUCGUAUUUAUUGAUGACUUGAAUAUGCCGAUAGUAGACGCAUGUGGAACACAGCCACCCCUGGAGUUGAUCAGACAGUUAUUAGAUAUGGGAGGUGUUUAUGACACUGAAAGGAACAUGUGGAAGAGUAUUCAGGAUCUCUCUCUAAUCGCUGCUUAUACCUCUUCUGUCAGUGGGAAGGAGAUCAGCCCCCGUCUCCUCAAACACUUCUCCACGCUGGUGUUGCCUCAUCCUCCACAGAGUGCCCUAUGUACGGUAUUUCAGGCUCACUUGGGAAUGUAUUUCUCCAUCAAUAACUUCGUGAAUGAGGUUCAGAAAUGCAGAGAUGAGAUUGUGCACUGCUCCCUGGCAAUAUAUUAUGAAGUCUGUAAGAAACUGUUGCCAACGCCAACCAAAUGCCACUAUAUAUUUAAUCCCAGAGACAUAUUUAAGCUUCUGCUAGGAUUGAUGCAGGCAGAUAAGAACAUAAUUAACUCCAAAGAGAUGGCAGCUCUGCUCCUAGUUCACGAAGCCAGCCGCGUGUUUCAUGAUCGUUUGACUGAUCAAAGCGAGAAAAGCCUUUUCUACCAGAUUCUGUCAACAGAACUCCAGAAUCAUCUACAGAUUUACUGGAGUCACGAGAGACUGAUGAACAAGCCAGUCCUAUUUGUGGACUUCAUGGAUAUAAACAAGCCUCACCGGAAAAGGGUCUACCAGAACACCGAUAACUACAAUGAACUUUUGAGCAUCCUUACCAAAUUCCAACAGAAGUUGAGUUCAUCAUCUCUGGAGAUGUCUCAUUCAGUUGUAUUCUUCAAGGAAGCUAUAGAUCAUAUUACAAGAACUACCAGAGCCCUUCGACAGUCAGGGAGUCACAUGUUACUGCUGGGAAUUGACGGCUGCGGGAAGGAAACAUAUGCAACCAUAGCCUGCUACUUGGCAGAAUACAAAGUAUGCAAAGUGCCUAUCUCUCACAACUACGCCAUCUCAGAGUUCAAAGAAAUGUUUAAAAAGGUGUUUAUUCAAACAGGCUUGGAAGAGACCCCCACGGUUGUCAUGGUGACCAACUUACAAGAAGAGCACGUGUCAUUUCUGGAAGAUUUGAACUACAUUAUCAAUGCAGGAAAGAUUUCUAACAUGUUUGAAAAUGAGGAGCUGGAUUCGAUCGUUAUGAGAGUCGGAACAUUUGCCGAGCAGUUGACUUGCAUAGAAGAUAGAAAAUAUUUACUCUCAUUAUUCCAAAGGAGAGUAUCUAAAAAUCUGCAUAUCUGUAUGAUAAGUGCUACGGGACCUAACUUCCGCCAUAACUGUCGCGUUUACCCCUCCAUGAUCAGUUCCUGCACCAUCGACUGGUUCCAGCGGUGGCCCGAUGAGGCCCUCCUUGUUGUGGCCAGUUCCUAUCUAAAAGAAAAGCUGAAAGUAGAGGACAAAGAGGAUAAAAUAAGAGAGUUUGCCCCAACGUGUGUCGAAAUCCACAAAAGUAUGAAAGAUUUGAGCGCAAAAUACUUUGAAGAAACUGGAAAGCACUAUUACAUCACUCCCAGUUGCUACUUUAAGUUCUUGGAGACAUUUACCCACAGUCUGAGGAUAAGACAAGAAGAGAUGCAGACAAAGAGGAAUCGCUUCUACAUGGGACUUUCCAAGAUUCUGGAAGCAACUGUACUGGUCACAGACAUGCAGGAAGAACUUUUGGUUAUUGGUCCUCAAAUAGAACAAAAAGCAAAGGAGAAGGAGAUCCUGAUGGAAAAGCUGCGGAAAGAUUCGCAAAUAGUCGAAAAGGUUCAGAUGCUUGUGAAGCAGGAUGAGGAGAUCGUGGCUGAACAAGUGAAGAUUGUGGAAGAGUACGCCCAGAAAACUUCCAAUGAACUAAAAAAUGUGCUGCCUUCUUUAGACAAGGCAAUUGUGGCCCUAAAUGCCCUGGAUAAAAGUGAUAUUUCUGAAUUAAGAGUCUACACUCGCCCUCCCUACCUUGUUCUGACGGUCAUGAACGCUGUGUGUAUCCUUCUAGAAAAGAAGCCCAACUGGGCGACAGCAAAGCUGCUGCUUUCAGACACCAGCUUCCUAAAGCGACUAAUUAACAUUGACAAGGACAGCAUCCCUGACAAGGUGUUCUUGAGGCUCAAGAAGAUUUUAAAUCUGCCUGACUUCAACCCCAACAAGAUUGCGAUGGUUUCUGUGGCUUGUUGCUCCAUGUGCCAGUGGGUGAUUGCCUUGAAUAACUACCAUGAAGUACAGAAGGUGGUGCGUCCUAAGCAGGCACAAGUGGCAGAGGCUCAGAACGUCCUUCAGAUUGCAAAGCAGAGGUUGUUGGAAAAGCAAAGAGGUUUACAACUGAUUGAAGAUCAUCUGCAGUUCCUGCACACGUCCUACAGAGACAUUGUUACUGAAAAGCAUCAACUGGCGUCUCGGAAAAAGCUGGCCACCAAGCGCCUCCAGUGCGCAUCCGUCCUGCUGACCGUCCUGGAGGACGAGAAGAUCCGAUGGCAAGAAACGAUCAACGAGAUAGACUGCAAGCUGAAAGGCGUCUGUGGUGACACAUUCCUUUCAUCCGCAUGCCUCGCCUACAUCGGAGUCUUAACGCCAGAGUUCCGAGAGCUGGUGAUUCAGAAAUGGAAAGACUUCUGCACUCGGGCAGAAAUCAUCUUGUCACCCAAUUUUUCCUUAAUUGACGUGAUGGCAGAAAAAAAUGAGAUUCGCCGGUGGCAUAAUCAAGGGCUGCCUCUUGGGCAGCAUUUGGCAGAAAAUGCCAUUUUGAUGAAAAGGACAAAGCAGUGGCCACUGGUGAUCGACCCGCACAAGCAAGCACUCCACUGGAUCCGCCAGAUGGAAGGGCCCAGGCUGCAAGAGAUUUCUGCUCAAGAUAGCAAUUACACCAAAAAACUGGUGAUUGCCAUGCAAGCAGGAGACCCUGUCCUCCUGCAGAAUGUCCCUGAAACAUUCCCUCCCAAUUUGAGGGCAAUGCUAAAGAAGGAUGUUUGCCAGAAAAGAGGGCAAUAUUACAUCAAAAUCGAUGAUACUGAGAUUGAAUUCAAUAAAAAUUUCAGGUUGUACUUAUCUACAGAACUAGAAAACCCCAAUUUUUUUCCAUCCGUUUAUAACUUUGUUACUAUUAUCAACUUCACUGUAACAUUCCAAGGUUUGCAAGAUGAGCUCCUAUCUACAGUAGUAAGUCACGAAGUUCCUCAUUUAGAAAAUCAGCGUGCCCAGUUAUUGGAGAGUAUUUCUCUUGAUGCUAUAACUCUGGAGGAGCUGGAGGAUAAAACAUUGACCUUACUCCAGAAAGCAGAAGGAAGUGUGUUAGAUGAUGAAGAGAUUGUAGAAACCCUGAGAAAAUGCAAAAUGACUUCAAAUGAGAUUUCCAAACGUAUCAAAGAAACGGAAAAGGCGGAAAGCAAAAUUCAAGCAACGCGCAAGAACUACCUCCCUAUCGCCACUAGGGGCGCCCUGCUUUACUUCGUGGUGGCCGGCCUCUCGCAUGUGGAGAAGAUGUACCAGUUCUCCCUGGAGUGGCUCCGGGGGGUUUUUGUUUCCUUUACAGUUUCCAAAACCAAAGAAGAAAAGCAUGAUUGGAAGACAGAUGAGACUUCUCAGGAAAAAGCCGAUGAGGUUUCCCUAAGUUCCUCAGAGCAAGAGAAUCUGGAGAGUGAGAGAAUUCCCUUAGCCGAGAAUAUCAAAAACGCAAUAGAAACGCUGACAAGAAAUGUGUUUAAGGUGGUCUCUUCAGCGCUAUUCAAUGAGCAUAAACUCUGCUUCUCCUUCGCACUUUGCACCACCAUCAUGAGAGGGAAUUCCAGUGACACUCUGAUGGCAGACGACAUAGGAUUUCUACCAGAAGAGGAAUGGAACAUCUUUUUAUAUACCAGCAUUUUGAUAAAUAUUAAAAAUAUACUAUCCAAGCCUAGACUUAAUAGUAUAUUUGAAAUACGGAGAAAUGGCCAUCUCCAGUGGGUACCGGACCUGAGGUGGAGGCAGUGCCAGUAUAUCAGCAAUCAAAUGGAGCCCUUCUCCCUUCUGUGCACGUCCCUCCUGUCCAAUGAGCAGCAGUGGAAUGCCUUCAAGGAUGCUAUGGCCGUGUACUCUCUAAUGAGCAGGCCUUUCUUCUCAGAUGCACCUUUGCCUCAGAAAAAACCCAGAUCAGCAAAGGAAGCUGAACUUCUGGAUGAAAGCGAUGAAAUGUUGGAUCCUGUAACUUUUCCUUGGGAAAAGCUCACUCAAUUUCAAAGGCUUAUCUUGAUUAAAAUUCUUCGACCAGACCGUUUAGAAAAUUCAAUUAAGAAAUUUAUAACUGAAAAAAUGGGAGGUGAAUAUAUCCCUGACACUACAGUUAAUCUGAAAGAGUCGUUUAGCGAGUCUACUGCUCAAACUCCACUGAUCCUCACCCACUCCUACGGGAUUGACCUCAACAAUCUUCUCCUGAGAUUUGCAGAAGAGUUCAAAGGAACGACCCCGAAGGUGACCAUGAUUUCCCUGGGCCCAGACCAAGAAAACAAAGCAGAGGAAAUCAUUUUUAAGGCAGUGAGAAAAGCGCAUCAGUGGGUCUUCCUGCAGAACUGCCACCUCGCGGAAUCCUUCAUGCCAAGGCUCACUGCCAUCAUAGACUCGUUUAGUAGUCCAGAUAUGGUGCUAGAUCCCGACUUUAGGCUUUGGCUAAGCUCAAAAGCAAGUGGUUUUUUUCCAAUUACUAUUCUUCAGAAAAGCGUGAAGAUUGCCGUGGAACCCCCCCAGGGAUUGAAAAGCAAUUUGCUUCAAAUGUUUGGCUAUGGCGGGAGUGGAGAGGUGACAGAAGAGAUGUUUGAAAAGCCUGAUUGUGGACCAUGGUGGAAAAAAAUCCUCUUCAGCAUCUGUCUUUUCAGCGCUGUGCUCAUUGAGAGGAAAGCAUACGGGACACUGGGCUGGAACAUCCCCUACAGAUUCAGUUCCUCGGACCUGGAGGUGUCCUUAAAGGUACUGGGAAAUGUCCUCUCUGGUCGGUCAGAAGUUCCAUGGAAGGAGGUGAACUACCUGAUCUCAGAAGUGACCUUUGGUGGCCGGGUGGUUGAUGAAUGGGACAUGCGGUGCCUGAAGACUCUUUUCGACAAAUUCUGCAAUCCUGAAAUGCUGAAGGAUGACUACAGUUUCUCUAGCAAUGAGAUGUACCAGCCAGUGCCCAGCUCUGCAAGCUUAAAGGACUGCAUCAACAUUAUCCAGUCCUUUCCAGAUGACGACUCUCCAGAAAUAUUAGGAAUCCACCCCGAGGCCACACACACCGGCAGUGAGAUCAAGGCCCAGAAAUACAUUGAAAAUCUCAUCUACAUGCAACCAAAAGAUGCUCCAGGCUACCUCAUGAUCAAGCCCAUGCAGAGCAACGACUCAGUGGUGAUGGAGGUCCUAUCUGACAUAAUGUCGCAGCUGCCCCUGACCGUGGAGAGUGAGGACGUUUCUGAGCCUGGACUCCAGAGCACAUUCAGUUUUAUUGUGUCAAGUCCAAUCUGGGAGAGGCUUCAUGAAAACAUUCAAGGAUAUGAUCCUCUUAUCCACUCUGUCCUGAUACCCUUUCUGAAAAAAGAAAUAGAACGUUUCAAUAAGUUAUUAUCGGUCAUACAUAAAUCCUUAAAGAGUCUUCAACUCGCUAUAAAGGGAGAGAGCAUCCUCACUCCGGACCUGGAGGAGACAUACGACUCUUUCCUUCGGGCCAGAGUGCCCAUGCUGUGGCAGAAGAACGCCUACAAGUCCUGCAAGCCCCUGAGCAUCUGGGUGAGCAACCUCAUCCAGAGGGUGAACUUCUUCAACACCUGGGCCAAAGUGGCCUACACAGCCAUCCACCAUCGGUACAUGUUGUUUAUCACAACCUGGAGACAGCUUGGCCAGAAAUCCAGACAUCCUACUGACUUCAAAACUGAAAUCACUGAUGGGUUCCCUGCACGAUACUGGCUCUCUGCUUUCUUCUCCCCACAAGCCUUUCUUACUGCUAUGCUUCAAGACUAUGGAAGGGCGCAAGGAAUCUCGAUGGACACCCUCACUUUCACUCACAAAGUAAUUUAUAACAUCAGUGUCACUCAAGAGGAUGAUAUCUCCAAACUUCUCCAGAAGAGGCUCAACAUAGUCAGGAGAGCUUUCCAGCAACACCAGGACCACUCUCCCAAAGGAGUUUACAUUUUUGGUUUAUUCAUGGAGGGAGCACGAUGGGAUCCUGAGCAGGAAGUGCUGGAAGACUCACUGCCCAGUCAGCUAUGCUGUGAAUUUCCCGACAUACUCUUUUUGCCAACAAAGAUUACUGAACCGUCGGCCUCCCAGGAUUCUGACCAGACAGCCUCAGACCUGCAAACCUUUGAGUGCCCAGUCUACUACACGCCCGAGAGGUCAAGAAACAUGAUUGGCUUACCAACAACCGUGCUAACCUCAGUGCACUUACCCACGAAGAAACCUCCCAGUCACUGGAUCACCAUGCAGGUUGCACUGCUGUGUGAGAAGAAUGAGUGAAUAAACACCCAGAGCGAACCCA